CGGAGGCGAUCCUGCCUUUUUUUUUUGUCUGUGCGUGACCGCUGCAGCGGUUUUUUCCCCCAGCGGCUCCCGGCUCAGCACGAACAUGGCGGACCAGGCCCUCUCCUUCGCCAAGGACUUCCUGGCGGGCGGCGUGGCCGCGGCCAUCAGCAAAACCGCAGUGGCGCCUAUCGAGCGGGUCAAGCUGUUGCUCCAGGUACAACAUGCAAGUAAACAAAUUGCUGCUGACAAACAGUACAAGGGUAUCAUUGAUUGCGUAGUGCGUAUCCCAAAGGAGCAAGGAAUGCUGUCCUUUUGGCGUGGGAAUUUGGCAAAUGUCAUCAGAUAUUUCCCCACUCAGGCUCUCAAUUUUGCUUUCAAGGAUAAGUAUAAGCAGGUGUUCUUAGGAGGAGUGGACAAGCACACUCAGUUUUGGAGGUAUUUUGCUGGUAACCUGGCCUCUGGUGGUGCAGCUGGUGCCACUUCUCUCUGCUUCGUCUAUCCCUUGGAUUUUGCAAGAACCCGUUUGGCUGCUGAUGUUGGAAAAGCUGGUGCUGACAGAGAAUUCAGAGGUCUGGGGGACUGUCUAGUCAAAAUUACCAAGUCUGAUGGUCUGCGUGGCUUAUAUCAAGGGUUCAAUGUGUCUGUGCAGGGUAUCAUCAUCUAUAGAGCUGCCUACUUUGGAAUCUAUGAUACAGCAAAAGGCAUGCUCCCAGAUCCCAGAAACACUCACAUUGUGAUAAGCUGGAUGAUUGCACAAACAGUGACUUCUGUGGCUGGUGUUAUCUCCUAUCCUUUUGAUACAGUGCGGCGUCGAAUGAUGAUGCAGUCAGGACGUAAAGGAGCUGACAUCAUGUACUCCGGAACAAUUGACUGUUGGAAGAAGAUUGCAAGGGAUGAAGGAGGAAAAGCUUUUUUCAAGGGUGCAUGGUCCAACGUUCUCCGAGGCAUGGGUGGUGCUUUUGUGCUCGUGCUGUACGAUGAAUUAAAGAAAGUAAUUUAAAAACAGCCUAACUAGAAUUGGUAACCAAGUUGAGCAGAUCAUGUAGAAUAACUUUACCAUUAUGGACCAUUGACCUUCAAGAAAUUCCUGUGUUGUCUUAUUUAUCGGGGCCAGAUCACGUUGGUAGAUGGGGCUAGAAACUUAUCAAGGGAACUGAUCCAUUUCAAGAUUGCCUUUUUUUUGCAGACACUGAAACUGAUAGUUUAGCAUAUUGAAUUUUCUGUAUCAAUGUUGGGAUAUCAGUGGCAGUAGUUCUGGGUCCACAGAAGCAGUUUGGGCAAAGAAAGUUGUGGUUUUUUUUUUUUUUUUUUUUUCCCUAUAUUUGCCCUCCGAUCAUUCUCUAGUUUCCUGUCUUAUAGGACCAUAAAAUUGUUUGCAUAUUUGUUUAACAAAUCAUGUCUAUUCCACUUGUAUUUAAGCACUCUGUACCAUUUUGCACAGCUGAACCUUUAGCAAGUAUGUUCUUUUAAAUUGGGGCAUUCUGCUGUAAAACAAUAAAUAUACUUACUCUGUUGAAACUAA
Emys orbicularis (European pond turtle) is the source of this 1504-nucleotide messenger RNA. It is a transcript of the gene SLC25A6, whose product is annotated as solute carrier family 25 member 6. Gene Ontology annotation, cellular component: mitochondrial inner membrane. Bases 86 to 982 code for a protein of 298 amino acids. Gene Ontology annotation, molecular function: ATP:ADP antiporter activity. NCBI's taxonomy places the organism in Eukaryota, Metazoa, Chordata, Testudines, Emydidae. The transcript has 4 exons. Gene Ontology annotation, biological process: negative regulation of mitochondrial outer membrane permeabilization involved in apoptotic signaling pathway; mitochondrial ADP transmembrane transport; mitochondrial ATP transmembrane transport. The record is from RefSeq and is a predicted model, not a curated record.